Molecule: messenger RNA, 453 nt
Organism: Aspergillus terreus NIH2624
Lineage: Eukaryota; Fungi; Ascomycota; Eurotiomycetes; Eurotiales; Aspergillaceae
Exons: 4
Coding region: 1-453 (150 amino acids)
Biological process (GO): Rho protein signal transduction
Cellular component (GO): membrane; cytosol; cytoplasm
Molecular function (GO): Rho GDP-dissociation inhibitor activity; protein binding
Source: RefSeq, a predicted model, not a curated record
AUGGACGAUAGGACAGCCGUAUUGUCAGGGCGACCUGUGAUUAUCAAAGCGCUGGAGAUCAGCUCACCAUCACUCCAGACGCCCAUUAAGUUCGACACGACAUCGACGGCCGUUGGGAAUGUCAUUAACAAAGGCCAAACCAUCAAGGAAGGGGCCGAGUACACGCUGAGUAUCACGUUCGAGGUGGACCAGCAAGUCAAUGGCUUGACUUUUCGGCAAACCGUCAAGCACGCCGGAUUGACCGUGUCGGACAUUGAAAAGACUGUCGGCGACUAUCCACCACUCCCCAACGGCGCCGUGUAUACCGUGGCUGUCUACUCCGAGACUGCACCAUCUGGGAUAUUGGCUCGAUCUGGACAUUAUACAGCCCUGUGCAAGGUCACCGGCGAGAACUGUGGUGUGGUGGGAGACUUCCAGUGGACAUAUAAGAUUGGCAAAGACUGGAGUGAGUAG